Camponotus floridanus (Florida carpenter ant) is the source of this 1997-nucleotide messenger RNA. RefSeq names its product tumor susceptibility gene 101 protein (gene TSG101). The transcript is spliced from 8 exons. The record is from RefSeq and is a predicted model, not a curated record. Gene Ontology annotation, molecular function: ubiquitin binding. NCBI's taxonomy places the organism in Eukaryota, Metazoa, Arthropoda, Insecta, Hymenoptera, Formicidae. Gene Ontology annotation, cellular component: ESCRT I complex. Gene Ontology annotation, biological process: protein modification process; endosome to lysosome transport; protein transport. The coding region runs from base 258 to 1523 and encodes 421 amino acids.
AUAUACUGUGCCACAGUUGUCCAUUUGUCCAUUAUGACAUUUCGGAUGACAGAUUAGUGUGUAAUUCGCGACUGCUUUUGAUGAUCUUAUUGUGCGCUUGAAAUUAUCGUCACUUGACGAUAACGCAAACAAGAACGCGACACUCGAUGAUCGUGUGUUGAUUAGAUCGUUUACGAUUACGUAAAUCGAGAAACGUAAUUUCUUAUCAUCUGAUAACACUAACGAGACUCAUCGCUAUCUUGAUUUAGUUGGGUUAAAUGGUGAAGAUGACACCGUUGGAUGAGGGAAGGAUCAGACAAGGCUUGACUAAGUAUCAAAAUCCAGAUAUAACAAAGAAACAUGUAGUGAGUGUCUUAAAUCUUUACAAAGGAUUGGUUUUUGAGAUUGAACCUUUUGUCUUCAAUGAUGGCUCGCGCAAAGAGCUGCUCAACUUACAAGGAACUAUACCUGUUGUUUAUAAAGGCACUUGCUACAAUAUUCCAAUCUGCAUAUGGCUGAUGGAUACGCAUCCUAACAAUGCACCUAUGUGCUAUGUUAAGCCAACAGCAGAUAUGCAUAUUAAAGUCAGUAUGUUUGUGGAUCAUAAUGGUAAAAUCUAUUUACCAUAUCUUCAUGAUUGGGUGCCUCACAAUUCAGAUUUGCUUGCUCUAAUUCAAGUUAUGAUUGUCACUUUUGGAGAGCAACCUCCAGUUUAUGCCAAGUCGAGAUCAGAAGUGCAACAGAGUUCUACGCCAUAUCCUGUUCAACCGUUCAUGCCUGUACCUGGUAGUGGAAAUGUAUCAAAUUCCAAUUUUCCACCAUAUCCACCAAGUUCUCAAUACUCUGGUAGCAGCAAUGUAUAUCCACCUUAUCCGGCUACAGCAUCUGGAGGAUUUGCAUAUCCAGGUUCUUAUGGUUCUUAUGCUGGAACCACUCCCAGCUACCCGACACAAGGCUACAAUGGCCCGUAUCCAUCUUAUCCACCAGCUACACAACCGUCACCGACAAUACAGUCAGGUAGUUCCGGUAGCUCUGGUACGAUCACAGAGGAACAUAUAAGGGCAUCUCUGCUAUCCGCGGUAGAAGAUAAACUCCGACGUCGACUCAAGGAACAAUUCUCGCAGUUACAAGCGGAACUUGAGACACUGCGACGAACGCAGCAAGAAUUGACAAGCGGCUCAUCGCAUUUGACAGACUUAUUUGAGAAACUCAGAAGAGAGAAGCAGGAACUUGAAAAAAACAUAAAUAUCCUGCAAGAUAAGGAAGCAGAACUGGAGAAAGAGAUUGCUAAACUGUCCGAUAAUCAGUCUAUAGAUGUUGACGAAGCUGUUACUACCAUAGCACCAUUGUAUAAACAGAUGCUAAAUGCUUUCGCCGAAGAAGCAGCCACGGAAGAUGCCAUUUACUAUCUCGCUGAAGGAUUACGAUCCGGCAUCAUAGAUCUAGAUGCAUUCCUAAAGCAAGUCCGACAAUUGUCGCGCAGACAAUUUAUGUUAAGGGCGCUGAUGCAAAGAUGUCGACAAAAAGCUGGUCUAGCUGGUUGAAAAAUGCCUCUCUUGCACUUUGUUCUAGAGAAAGUGUGUUGCAAUAUAUUCUGUUUUGUUAUAAAAUAUCUCUUAUUAUAUAAUGAAGAUGGAAUAACUAUAAUUUACAACUCUUGCCAGUGUUGAAGAAUAUGGAGGAUUAUUUAAUCAGCGGUAAGCCCCAUCUUCUUCUGCUUUCAAUAGAAUGGAAGGCAAAUCAUUUUACAUAAAGAAAUAUAAGAAAAUGCAUAUAUUUAAUGAAGAUACAGCAAAUAUUGCACAUUUAAAUAUGAGAAUAGAUAAUAUUUCUUUUCAUACAAGGCUAUGUUACCAUUAUAUAUUAUUGCAUGAUUAAACUAAUUACGCUCGCGACCCGCGUUUGAGAAAAAAAAACGCUAGCCUUUAUUUUUCCAAGGUGCAAAGAAUUGUGUACCUGUUCUAUAAACUUUUAUGCCUUCAUUGUGAUAAAGAACAAAUAAACUUAUGCACGAAAAA